AUGGAUGCCAGCAUCAUCCUUCGCAAAUACAUCCUCACGGAAGCUCUUCUUCACAUUGAGAUCUUUACCGAGCCCUUCGAUCCGAUCCUGUGGAAAGCAUGGGCAGUCCGGAUGCACGUCCUGCUGGUCUUUAUGGUCCAAGCCCAGUCUGAAGCAGCCAGCGUGGGGAUCAUCCUACCCCUUCUGCACGAUAUUCCUGUCCUCGCCCAAGUGGAAAUACACCUUGCAACAGCUCACACUAUGGAAGGCAGUCGUCGGAUGAUCCCUCGGAUUGCCGACCACCUUCCUGCGGUCAUUCCUCAUGGUUUGACUGCCCGCAUUCUGUACGAUGACCCCACUGUCCGCGAGGACUUUGGUUUGGGCCACCCACCAGAUGGUCUCCCUGACAUUGGAACCUUGCACCUUCAGGUUGAGACAUUGCACGAUGCAGCCUGCGGACUGUACUAUGUCAUGCUCAGAAUCAUCGGUAGAUGCGAGUUGGCAGAUGGUACUUUGAGAGGGUUGCAGAUAGGGAUGGACACGGGUCACACCAGUGACACCACACUCGCCACCCGCAACACCGACCCUUGUGCGGGUAAGGGUUUAGACCCACGGGCAUACACCGGCGGGUUGUCCAAGUCACCGCGGGUUUCAUUACCGCGGGCUGCACCACGGGUCCAACACUAG
This is a messenger RNA of Sparassis crispa, 666 nucleotides long. RefSeq lists its product as hypothetical. Bases 1 to 666 code for a protein of 221 amino acids. The record is from RefSeq and is a predicted model, not a curated record. The transcript is spliced from 3 exons. NCBI's taxonomy places the organism in Eukaryota, Fungi, Basidiomycota, Agaricomycetes, Polyporales, Sparassidaceae.